Messenger RNA from Lachnellula hyalina, 1128 nucleotides. It is a transcript of the gene iec1, whose product is annotated as INO80 complex subunit. Gene Ontology annotation, biological process: regulation of transcription by RNA polymerase II. Gene Ontology annotation, molecular function: RNA polymerase II cis-regulatory region sequence-specific DNA binding; DNA-binding transcription factor activity, RNA polymerase II-specific. Bases 1 to 1128 code for a protein of 375 amino acids. The record is from RefSeq and is a predicted model, not a curated record. Lineage: Eukaryota; Fungi; Ascomycota; Leotiomycetes; Helotiales; Lachnaceae. Gene Ontology annotation, cellular component: nucleus. The transcript is spliced from 2 exons.
AUGGCAGACGAAUCUCCCGUGGGGUCUCCCCUUUCCGACCUCUCCUCAGACGCCUUUGAAGGCGAAGGCGAAGAAGAACAUGAGCAACUCGCCGAAGCUCACAUGCCUCCCGCAAAACGUCAGAAACUGGGAGACGCCUCCUUGAGGGGCACUCCUGCCUCGCAUCCCGUCGAGGGUUCCAUUUCCUCAGAUACCGACGGCGAAAUCCCCCAGUCUCCAGUCCAUGGAGUCCCGCUCCCAGAUGACGAUAUACAUGAGCAAGUGACGGUUUGCGCCUGGGAUGGUUGCGACGCAGGCGAUAUGAAUGAUAUGGAUAGGCUGGUAGAGCACAUCCAUAAUGAGCAUAUUGAGACGAGGCAGAAGAAGUAUACCUGUGAAUGGGGGGACUGUACGAGGAAGAGUCUCCCGCAUGCGAGUGGUUAUGCUUUGAAGGCGCAUAUGAGAAGCCAUACGAGAGAGAAGCCCUUCUAUUGCGCAUUACCUGAAUGUGAUAGAGCCUUCACGCGUUCAGAUGCCCUAGCAAAGCACAUGCGAACUGUCCACGAAACUGAAGCUCUCCGCCCCUCUGACCCAGUCCCCAAGUACCUAAAUCCACAACACAACAAAUCCCGUCUAAAACUCCUAGUCAAGAAAGACCAUGGCACAGCAGCAGCAGAAGCAGCACCUAUACCAGUUACAAACGGCACUACGAACGGCAGCCCGCAUCACUUUGUUGGAUGGACUUCUUCGUACCCUCUUGAGCUAGGUUUUACACCAGACGAAGAAGAACGAGGCGCCGAGCAGCUAUUCCAGUUAUUGCGCCGACAAAUUCAUUGGGCACAGGAAGAAACCGUAGCACUGAAGGAGCAAACCGAAGCUUACGAGCAACUACGACGGAAAGAGUGGGCGGAGAAGGAGGUCUUGCUAGACCAAGUCAUCAACAACGAAUAUAGUUACCAUGAGCGAAGGCAAAGAGUUCUAGCAAGCGCGGCUAAGAUUCCGACGGCGGAUGAAUUUCGAGCUGCGGCUGCUCAAGCGGCGUAUUCCCCUACCAGAGAAGCUGUGCCGCAAAGUCCGGUUCCAUUGAACGGGCAGGCUCUAGAGGACGCGGAGGCGGCCACGGCGUUGGCCUCUAUGUCUAAUGUUUAA